This is a messenger RNA of Triplophysa rosa, 3015 nucleotides long. RefSeq lists its product as uncharacterized. Gene Ontology annotation, molecular function: transcription corepressor activity; DNA binding. The record is from RefSeq and is a predicted model, not a curated record. The transcript is spliced from 9 exons. Gene Ontology annotation, cellular component: nucleus. Gene Ontology annotation, biological process: positive regulation of neuron differentiation; negative regulation of Notch signaling pathway. The coding region runs from base 128 to 1234 and encodes 368 amino acids. NCBI's taxonomy places the organism in Eukaryota, Metazoa, Chordata, Actinopteri, Cypriniformes, Nemacheilidae.
GCUAGUGUCUUUAACUUUAAUGGAAAUGCCACGAGCAUGAAAGUCAUCAGGCUGUCACGGAUCCGCGCGUGGCCAUGAGCGGCAUGAUAAAGAACCGGGCGCGAGGAAAGCGGCUAAUGGAUGAAAGAUGAGGAGAAAAACAAUAGCGAAGCGCAUCCUGUACACUGGACACGAGGGAUGCGGAGAGCAAGCUGAGGAAGCGAGCCACAUCUUCUGUCAUGAGAUGAAGAGACGAAGAUGGAGAGCAAUGAAUGCAGAGAUCUCGUCUUAUGAUGUUGACUAUGUGAAGUUCAAAACAAGGGCUUUUGAGGUUCUUCAGCCCAUAAGUGAUACUGUGAGGGAUGCUGAUUUUACCAUGGAAGUGCUCGGAAGCCUCCAAUCACGAUCGAGGGCGGAGCUUAUUACCACGGUGCUGAGUAUGCAGAGGGAGAUGGACGGCCUCCGAGAGCAAAUCAGGAGCCUAACAGCUUGCGGGAAGUUGGCACAAACGCUCGAAGGCUUGAUUGAGAGGAGUGAUCGAUGGCUGAGCAGCACCAGCGAAACCCCGACUCCCAGCAUCCCGAGGGCGCUUGAAAGAAGCCACCCACCCUGUCAGAUUUCUCCUCCAACAGCGAUUAGUGGGAAAACAAGUGAAUGUGCAAAUUCAGAUCGACAGGGGUGUGGUCAGUAUGAGGUCAAACAAACAAUGCCACAAAGGAAUGGAAAGCUUUGCGAACAAAAACGUAUUACUGCUGAUCUUCUGGAGCGCUGCAACACAGGAACCACCGCUCAGAAACUCACCAAUGACCUGCUGCGCUGCCUGUACGACAGAGACUGUCUGGCUUCUCACUCCAUCUCAGGUGUCAUUAACAGCAAGCGAGGGAUACCAAAGCCAGCUCUUCCAUCUCAUGAGAUCCAUGCCAUUCUGAGGACAGUGCAGCGGUUCUUCCCGGGAAAAACAGAUUCGGAAAUAAAGGGCUACAUUCGACAGAAGCUUCAGAACGAGGCCAAAAGAUUUCGGAAAAGGCCCCACCCAUCUGAGGAUCCAUUGGUGGGCUCUUUUGAGGAGACAGAAGCGCACAGGGCCGAGGCUCUCGAAGGCCGACGGCUAUUUAAGCAAAUUAACCCCGCACUCACCAGCUGUAGCACCCCACCCACCCUUCUCUGGAAAAACAUCUCACAACACAUGGCUCAAAGGACGGCGUGGGAACUGCAUAUGGAAAGUGCAGUUCUGUGUUCUGUAGACGGGAGAUAAUAGCCUCUGGCUCUUCAAUCUCUCGACUGUAAUGUGUUUCUGACGCCAGCUAGUGCCUGCAGCCCCCUGGGAGGUACAGGGACGACAUCAUGAUGGAGUGUCAGGUGCUUCUGUGUGUGCCGUGUGUGUGUGAGAGCAUGUCAGUAUGCAUAUCAAACAGUUCCAUAAUGAUAUCUGUUUUCCAGCCAGCCUCUUUGGACUAAAGGGACCACCUUUGCUUUCUCUAUUCAAAUCACGGCAAAAGGUGCCCGCAUAGACACACCCGUGUGAUGCACACAAUCAUAUGUCUACACAUAGAGACUUUGGAUUUUGAAUCUCUCUUCUGUUUGUCUGAUAUAUCAUUUCGUUGGUCCGUUUCCUUCUUUUUAUCUUAAGGGUUCUGCAGACUGGGCAGCUAUCAGGGUGGCAUGGUAAUGGUAUCCAUGGUAACCGGCUCACAUUGAGUGUGAUGUUACUGACCAGCACCAUCAUGGAAUUAGAUAAUCACCAAGAAUCACAUCCUGACAUGCAUUAAAUGGUUAGGAGAUCUGUGGCGGUUUUCAACUAUAGUCUUAGCUGAUCUCAAAUCAGACUAAGGUGAUGACUUUAAAUGUGGACAUGCUUUAUUUCAUAUUUAGCUGUUAUCUUAUAUUAUCUUAUUCUGUUUAAAACUUAUUCUGUUUUGAUUUUGCUUGAUUUAUCUUGAAAAAAAUGACACUCGUGUAAUAUUUAGCUAAAUCACGCAAAGACAUUAAUGACUUUUGAGUGUAGCUUUAUUGUCCAAAUAAUGAACAUUUGUACUAAAAGGGUCAAUAUUUGACUGCUAGGAUUCAUUUUUGGGCAUGUUUGUAUUCAUUUGUUGAAAUAUUACAGAAGAUGCUCUUCUCUAGCUAAGUUAAGGUUCUUCUUUAGCUGUCUAAACAUCUUGGGAAUUAAAUUUUCCUUGAAGCUUAUUGUGCAGCAUCCCACGCUAACCACCGCACCAUGUCCCCUGACCACAAUCCCGUGUUUCAGUUUCUCCGUCAUUGUUAGAUUGAAAACAGAAAGAUGUUGGCGUGAUGGAGACAUCCUCAACGCUGAGUGUGCGUGUAGUGAGUGGUUUAUGGCCGCGGGGUCAACCUCUCUGAAUAGCGCGGAGAAAGGGAACCCCUCGCAUACACCCUCGCUCACAUAAUUCACAAAGACAGAUCGCUCACAGAGAGAUAUUUCACUGGAUCUGCGACAUGGAAAGAAGGCCUUCUCAUCUGCCAGGCCUACGGCGUUUCGCGGUCUCCGUAAUUCACCCGCGUGAUUGACAGCCAGAGAUGGAAAGCUCAGAAACAGGCCGGGUACGUCAGAUCAUGUGGUAUGCUGGAAUGCCAAAGCGUCUGACUAUUGUCUGAUCUGGACAGGGCAGGCUGUCUUACGGGAUGGGAACGUGUGUGCGAGAGAGAGGUAGAGAAAGAGACAACCAGCUAUUAUAACAGGUCAUUCAGAGCCCUCACAGGCGGAUCAGAGAAGGGUAGUGUGACAGUAUGUGUGAAUAUGUGUGUGUUAUCUGAUCGGUCCAGGGCAGCGGUGCUGUUUGUCUAAUGGUUAGGUUACAGCAAUUACAGGUCGCUGAUUCGCACGAAGACCCGGGCACACACGCACACCUCGCGCCCACACGAGUCUGUCAGAUAUACAUCACUGACAUCCCCCCUGCCGAAUUUACAACUUGGACAUCAAACGCCCCCUCAGACAGAUGUCUGGCACCCUCACCUUACCAGUCACCUGAUAUCACACACGCACACGCACACGCACACGCACACACACACACACAC